GUUUGUUAUUCCCUCCACGUGAUUGGUCAGCUUGUGUUAUUCUUUAGCACGGCCACCACCCACUGCUGUAAAGAGAUGGUUCGAGAAAUUUGACUGUGGUCAUCAUCUUACUUUGUCCCAAAGGCGUUUGGUGGAAGACUUUGGCAGAAGAUAACCAUGGCAGCGUGUUCGAGGUACACUUUGUACUGGGAGGAGACUGACUGCUUGAGCUACUAUGACAUGCUGUCACUUCAUGAAGUCUUUGAAAUUGUGGGUUCCCAGCUGACAGAGACCGACGUUGAAGUCUUAUCAUUCCUUUUAGAUGAAGCCUAUCCUGCCCAGCAUCCUCUUGAUCCAGAAAGCUGGACCGAAGCCGUUUUGCCAGACUCUGAUUCACCUGUAAAUUCUCCUUGCCCGCGCCUUUUGGAGGCUUGGCGCAGGAUACGCCCGAAGGGAGAGCCAAGUCCGUUUGCUCCCCGUUGUAAGCCGAAGACCGGCGUUGCGCUGUUGCUGGAACUUGAGAGACGUGGCUUCUUGAGUGAAGCAAAUCUGGAACCUCUUUUGCAGUUACUUCGAAUUCUUACACGGCAUGAUCUCCUACCAUUUGUCUCCAGCAAGAAAAGAAGAACAGUGUCACCAGAGAGACAACCUGUAAGCUAUGUGGAAAGCAGAGAACAUGCACACACAAGUUCACACUCAGACCUGGCAAACACACAAGCUUCUCCGUGGAGGGCAGGUGUUGGCUCAGCUGUCACCACAUCUGCACCAGCACGAAGGAGAAGGGGAAGAGGGCGAGGCCGAACAAGAAAGAGCAGGGAUACGUCAGAAAUUUUACCUCAGCCAGCAUCUAACAAAGUGACAUGCGACAUCCGGCUGCGCGUUCGAGCCGAGUACUCGGAGCACGAAUCUGCCCUGCGUGCCAGGGUCUCCUCGGACAAGCAACAGCCUCUGGAACGCCAGUUUGAACUGUUCAGCCGUGCCAGCCUUCUGCUGCGGGCUCGUGACCUCGGCUCCAUCGUCUGCGACAUAAAGUUCUCUGAGCUGCAGAACCUGGACGCGUUCUGGGCUGACUAUCUAAGCGGUGCGCUGCUGGAGGCACUCAAGGGCGUCUUCAUCACAGACUCUCUGAAGAGAGCUGCUGGGCAAGAAGGUGUGCGGCUGCUGGUCAGCGUCGACCAGGACGACUAUGAAGAGGGCAGAAAGUUACUGCUUAAUAAUCAGACACGCAGCACAGCAGGUGGCCCAGUACACAGGCCCUGAGACACACUGCCAAAGAGAGGAGAGAGAAAGAAGAAAAGUCCUCUUGAAUGAAUUUAACCAUGCCUGUGCAGGAGGCGUUGUGUACGGCAUCAGAGUAAAUAAAAUAAAGAGAGAUUUGAAUUGAAGUAUGGCUGAAAGAGACACUACCAAAAAGGGACAAAGUUCCCUUAGGGUAGACAUGUGUUUGUAAGCUAAUCGAUGGCACACAUGUUCAGGCCACACACAAGUUGAAAGCAGCCUUCUGUGCUGCUGGUAAUUUGUGCGCUGAUGUACGUCUUUGGUUACACCAUAUAGUGAAAUAAAGGAGACCCAGCUGAAACUGGUUUUGUAUUUUAUGUUAAAGGCAGCUGGGUAAUAGACAGGAAUUCACCAUGGUUUUUGUCUUAAUUGUUUUGAAGAAGAGGAAAAUGUCCUUAAUUAAUUGGUUUGUAACCCAAAGUGUUGUUCUGAAAGUUCCGAUUGGUCUCCCGAAAUGCUCACUAUUUGUUACCUUAAUCACAAAAAUAUCUUUACACUGGUAAUCUUUCUCUUUCCUACAAGUUGGUGUGUGUGCUCACUAUAGCAGGACACUGAAGAAAUGUAACAAUAGUAUUAGUUUUCCUGGUGGUUCUGGGUAUUUAUGGACCAGAUGUAACAUAACAUCUGUAUAAUAAACACCAGCAUUCCAAGACCCAGGUCCAAAAUAUCUGACCAGAUGCUUGGAGCCAACUGACGAGCCAUUUCUAGUGAAAGGGAUUCUUUAAACAGCUCAUUCACUUCAACAGAUGAUUCAGAAAAGCUGAAGACUUCUUGACCUUAAGUCACAACCAUAUUGAGCCUUUAUAGCAUUUUUUUUAUUAAGAAAACAUGAGUUAUUACAUAUGUCUUUGUAUCAUUUGAAGAAAAUGGAAACAAAAAGAAAUAAUCUUAGGUAGUGAUUCGUCUAUACUCUCGUCUGUCUGGUGCGUCAAAUUCUUUCUUGAAUAUCUCCUACUUUUUCCCUUCUGUUUUUGUUCAACGUUUUAAUUUAAUGAACGCAUGUAUAGACGUUUAUAUUUCAAUUAAAAAUUUAAUUCUGAAUAAAAUAUUACAAAUGA
This is a messenger RNA of Tachysurus vachellii, 2315 nucleotides long. It is a transcript of the gene dedd2, whose product is annotated as death effector domain-containing 1. Bases 157 to 1239 code for a protein of 360 amino acids. The record is from RefSeq and is a predicted model, not a curated record. Gene Ontology annotation, cellular component: nucleolus. The transcript has 6 exons. Gene Ontology annotation, biological process: regulation of apoptotic process; apoptotic process; extrinsic apoptotic signaling pathway via death domain receptors. Gene Ontology annotation, molecular function: DNA binding; protein binding. NCBI's taxonomy places the organism in Eukaryota, Metazoa, Chordata, Actinopteri, Siluriformes, Bagridae.